UAAGCGUUCAGCUGUAAAUUUUGUAUAGUCAACUUUCAAAUGUGAAGAGCGUAGAAAGAAGUUCUAGGCCAUUUGUAAUGCGUGUUCUCGAUGAUGAGGUGGAUGACAUUGACAAUGCAUAUGAGGAAGCUCAAGAUAGAAGCUCCCUUUCUGCUAAUAGGUUUAAUUUUAACGACCUUUAUGUUAGUGAUGAUGACGACUCUGAGAAUGAGUCAGCACUUGAAAUUCAGCCAUACUUGAUGGAAGAAACAGGAUUGGUGGAAGGAGGUUUGAUGGAGCUAACCAGUGAACAUCAGCUUGGGGUCAAGGUCUGUAGCUAUCUAGUGGAUGAUGUUUCGUCUGAUGUAGAAUUUGUGCAUAAUUUUUGUUGCAAAAUGUUUAAUUAUUCAAUUAGUAUUAUGAAUAACUAA
Humulus lupulus (European hop) is the source of this 410-nucleotide messenger RNA. RefSeq lists its product as uncharacterized. Lineage: Eukaryota; Viridiplantae; Streptophyta; Magnoliopsida; Rosales; Cannabaceae. The transcript has 2 exons. Bases 78 to 410 code for a protein of 110 amino acids. The record is from RefSeq and is a predicted model, not a curated record.